AUGCGCCCUCCAAAACAAAAGAGUGCUAAGAAAAAGAAACUAGAAUAUGACAAUCCAAUGGGAUCAUCUUCACAAGAAAUACCAAAUAAAACUGCAGAGAUAGAAGUAGAAGAUGGAGAAGAGAACAAUUUAGCACAGCCGUUAACUUUUUCCCAUACUCCAAAAUCUGAAAAUUCCCGUCGUCACACCACCGCCGAUUUACCGAAGCGGCAGAUGUCGGCGGCCUUUGGGCAGUUAACAAAUAUUUUGACAAAAAUACAGAACGAACGUACACCGCCACCAAAGGAAUACGACAAUUUCGAUAUAUUUUCCAAAUUGUUAGCAAAAAAAUUGAGAGAACUUCCUCCUGAUGAUAGAAAACUUUUUAUGUACGAUAUAGACACUUUAUUUAUUAAUAGGAUAAAGGAGAGGCUAAUUAGGCGUCAAACCCCAUUACUCAGUCCCAUACCAGUCAUAUUCCCUAGUAUUGUCAAAUGCAUCACCAACUUCAAACCAUCCUUCAACCCCCAAACCUCAUAUUCCGAACCUUUGCCAAAUACAUCACCGAUUCCAAGCCAUCCUUCAACCUCCCAAACGUCACAUUCCGAAUCUUUGCGAAAUACAUCACCGAUUCCAAGCCGUCCUUCAACCUCUCAACCAUCAUAUCCUGAACCUUUGCCAAAUACAUCACCAAUUCCAAGCCUUCCUUCAACCUCCACAACGUCAUAUUCUACUUCUACUUCUCAAUACAAAAUUCAAAUUAUUACAUCAGACGAAGUACCACUAAAAGGACAAAACAUUAUCAGUGAAGCAUUACUGAAGGCCUAUCAAAAUUUAGAUUCCUAUGAAAAAUUAAUAUAUACAUAUAUAGGGUUCAACAAAACUAGUUUAUAA
Parnassius mnemosyne (clouded apollo) is the source of this 873-nucleotide messenger RNA. NCBI's taxonomy places the organism in Eukaryota, Metazoa, Arthropoda, Insecta, Lepidoptera, Papilionidae. The record is from the annotation of a GenBank genome assembly.